Molecule: messenger RNA, 704 nt
Organism: Gryllus bimaculatus (two-spotted cricket)
Lineage: Eukaryota; Metazoa; Arthropoda; Insecta; Orthoptera; Gryllidae
Source: the annotation of a GenBank genome assembly
CCAAUAAUGUCGCCGUGCGCCCGUCGCCAGGCGACGGCCCGCCUCGCUGCUGCCCCCGGGGCCGAAACCAUCGCUCACCUCGGGUCGCCUAGGCCCCUGUCAACGCCCGCCACGCCUCCAAAGCCCAGGCGGGCUGAGGUACUAGGAAUGCUUCGAGUGCGAACGGCGGUCGCCGUUUAAUACUAGCUGCGAGUCCGGAAGCGUGCGGCGUGGAGCGGCCGUGUGCCAUGGAGCUCGCCGAGGGCGUCCUCCUCCUGAUCGCCUUCUGCAGCGCCGUCUUAGCAGGGCAGUACUCGUCGGGCGGCAGCAAGCAGCACGUGUACGUGACGAGCAAGGCGGCCGACAAGAAGGAAGACGUGUGGUGUUACCAGUGCGAGACCAUGGACAUAGACGACCCCUGCGUCAACAUGAUGGAGAACCGCACCAGCAUGAUUCGCAAAUGCCCCGACACCGACCGCAUCUGCUCGGGGAAACCGCUAUCACGCUACACCGGACCGCUUGCUGGACAAAACGGGACGCUGGUGACGCGCAUAUGAUGGUCGCUGGUGCCGCAACUGCCGACGCAAGCGCUGCCCGGACGCCGGCUGCAUUCCGUGAUGGCGAGCGCACCAAGCUGCACGCGUGCAACCGCCUGCUGCGAGACGUUCGCUGUGCAACAUCAUGACGGGCCCGACGCGACGCCGCCGCGGCCGCGGGCCCCGCCG